Messenger RNA from Xenopus tropicalis (tropical clawed frog), 2856 nucleotides. It is a transcript of the gene rragc, whose product is annotated as Ras related GTP binding C. Gene Ontology annotation, biological process: cellular response to amino acid starvation; positive regulation of TORC1 signaling; response to amino acid. The record is from RefSeq and is marked provisional. Gene Ontology annotation, molecular function: GDP binding; GTPase binding; protein heterodimerization activity. Lineage: Eukaryota; Metazoa; Chordata; Amphibia; Anura; Pipidae. Gene Ontology annotation, cellular component: cytoplasm; cytosol; nucleus.
UAUACGGCUUCCCCUCUGCCUCCUGCUUCGGCAACCUUCCCGACUUGUUGCCAUGUCUAUUCAGUACUCGGGCGAGGAGCAGCUGCCCGGUAGCUACGGGGUGGCGGACUCCUUCCCCAAAGACUUCGGCUACGGGGCGGAUGAGCCAGAAAUGGAUGAGAAUUCGGCCUCCUCAGAUAGCAAGCCUCGUAUCCUUCUCAUGGGCAUGCGGCGGAGCGGCAAGUCCUCAAUUCAGAAGGUGGUGUUUCAUAAGAUGUCUCCAAAUGAGACAUUAUUCUUGGAGAGCACCAACAAGAUCUACAAGGAUGAUAUCUCCAACAGCUCCUUUGUAAAUUUUCAGAUAUGGGACUUCCCAGGACAGGUUGACUUUUUUGACCCUACCUUUGACUACGAAAUGAUUUUCAGAGGAACAGGAGCAUUAAUAUAUGUAAUUGAUGCCCAGGAUGAUUACAUGGAAGCUUUAGCAAGACUUCAUGCCACAGUUUCUAAAGCCUACAAAGCAAAUCCUGACAUGAACUUUGAAGUUUUUAUUCACAAAGUAGAUGGCUUAUCGGAUGACCACAAGAUUGAAACCCAGAGGGAUAUUCACCAGAGAGCCAAUGAUGAUCUUGCAGAUGCUGGACUCGAAAAACUUCAUCUUAGCUUUUACCUAACUAGUAUCUAUGAUCACUCAAUAUUUGAAGCCUUUAGUAAAGUUGUGCAGAAACUUAUUCCACAACUGCCAACACUAGAAAACCUGCUGAAUAUAUUUAUAUCGAAUUCUGGUAUUGAGAAAGCUUUUUUGUUUGAUGUGGUCAGUAAAAUCUACAUUGCCACUGACAGCUCUCCUGUAGACAUGCAAUCGUAUGAAUUGUGCUGUGAUAUGAUAGACGUUGUAAUAGAUGUGUCCUGUAUAUACAGCUUGCAUGCCGAUUGUAAUGGGAGUGCUUACGACAAGGAAUCUAUGGCAAUUAUCAAGCUUAACAACACAACAGUUUUAUAUUUAAAAGAAGUUACAAAAUUUCUGUCUCUUGUGUGUAUCCUUAGAGAAGAGAGUUUUGAAAGGAAAGGUUUAAUAGACUACAAUUUCCACUGCUUUCGUAAAGCCAUUCAUGAAGUGUUUGAAGUGGGUGCUGCUUCCCACCGGACCUUCAGCCAGCAAUCAAGCAGCCCAAAUCUCAAUGCUGUGACGCAUAAUGGUACACCAGCCAAUGCAGUCUAACACCAGACCUACUGGCCUUUUUAUUAUGGAACUAAUAGCAAGAGAGAAACUGCUGAGGGACAGUGCAACUCUUUUGUGACCAAGCCAGUCUAAGAAUGAUAUAGUGUUAUGAAUGACUAUUGUGGAAUUCUGUUCUCUGAUAUAUAUAAUAACAGAAUGCUGAACCAGUAAUUUUCAGAUAUUGGCUAUGGCAAUUGAAAAUAUCGGACUUUAUAUUUUUAAUACAGGUUUGAUUCUUGUAAUAGAGCUGUUUGGCCUUAUAUCCCUAAGAACAUUCUCAAAAUCAAUGUCCAGUGGACUUGCAUUAUACAAGUAUGUACUAACCCUGGAAAAUGUACACAGCUAUGCUAGUGGUUGUAACACUGUUCUUGUUAAAAGACACACACUGUUCUAAGAUCUGAAAACAUUCCAGGAGCUAAUGUCCACCUUACACUGUUUCCAUAACUAUAAUUCACAUUACACUUGUUACCAAGAACAUGGUGCACCAAGGCCUUCUCCAGACAUUCCUGUGACAAAGGGUGCAUUUGUGAAGAUUGGCAACAGAAAAGCCAUGGAUUUCCAUGGCAUAGCAUUUGAGAAAGUGUGCUCUGAUACAUAGGGUAGUUUGUUCACUGUAAUGUGGUUUUACACAGGAAUGCAAUCAGAAAAACAACUUGUAUAUAUUCAAGGGACAGUUGGCACUUAAACAUACAGUAAUGAAAUGUAGUGGUUUUACAUGGUUCAGGCAUCGAUCUAAAGGGUAAAGACACAAAAGGCUAGUAAUUAGAAGAUGCCAUAAAAGGGGUGUGUCUUGGUGUAAAUCAGUUUUUCUGGUCAUUGUCAUAAAUCUGUUAAUGUUUUUGUUAACUUUUUAUUCAAUGUUAUUUGUGUAAUGUUUUCUGUACAUAUCACUGAAAAUUUAAAGAAACAUUCAUUGUGCAUAAUUCAAGGGUAAGCAUUUGUUUCAGAGCUGCUAAAAAGACUGCACUGUUCACUGUAUUGGUGGGAUCUUUUAUUUUCUUUAAUACACCUACCUAUCCAGGGGGAUGAGCUAGAUUUUCUACCUUUAAACCCACAUCUAUAAGUAUCCUCAUGUUUUAAACAAGUCAGGGAUGUUAAUGGUUUUUAAUCAGUAAACACACUUUCUGUACUUAGAAAUUCACUUUGGUACCUUGGAUGCCUGCUUUAUGCUCCCAGUAGCAGUACUGCAGCUCUCCUUCUACCUUUAAGGCCUGGGCAGAGCUACACAAAUAUUAACACUCUCCUCUUCCCACUUGGAUAUACCAAUUUUUUUUAAUAGUAACUUCACAAUUUAAGAGAUUUCUAAUGCAUUUCCAUUGUUUACUUUUAAUUUUCUUUAAGUACUUUUUAAAUCCCCUCCACUUUCCUACAUCAUUUUUGUCACUAUACCACAUUACUGUACUCAUUGACAAACCAAAGCCCCUUGUAUUGCUGAACUUCUCCGGAUCAUUAACACAAUUAAGUGCCACUGUAAAAUGUUUUUCUGAAUCUGUAUUUACUUAGCGUGAUUGUGCAUUCUGCAAAGAGAUAGUGAUAUUGCUUGAACAUUCAUAUGGACCAGAGUGAAAGUCUUCAAAAAUGCUUUUAUAUUUAUAUUUUUCGUUCACUCAGUUAUGUAUAAAAAAGGGGGUUAUCAAUAAACUUAUUUACUUGCA